CGUGUCUCCCACAUUUGCCAGAGAUUUCUCAACGCACACAACGUCUAUCACACUUGCCAGAGACAACCCAACCUCCGUACAAGUUUUUACCCCUCAGCUUAUCAUCAUGGUCAGUGUUAGACAUCAGGGGGUUGGCCUGGUGAUAUUCGCCUUGAGUUUGUCCAGUCUGGAUGCAGGAUCUUGUGGAACAUCUUCCUACAAUCCAACUUUUAACAUCUGCUGCAAAGGGGUUAUCAAGCCUAAGGGCUUUAAUGGGGCCUGCUGUGGCACCAACGUGUAUGACUCCAAGUGGAACAUAUGUUGUAACGGCAUCAUCCGGUCUAAGGGCUUUAAUGGGGCCUGCUGUGGCACCAAGGUGUAUGACUCCAAGUGGAACAUAUGUUGUAACGGCGUCAUCCGGUCUAAGGGCUUUAAUGGGGCCUGCUGUGGCACCAAGGUGUAUGACUCCAAGUGGAACAUAUGUUGUAACGGCGUCAUCCGGUCUAAGGGCUUUAAUGGGGCCUGCUGUGGCACCAACGUGUAUGACUCCAAGUGGAACAUAUGUUGUAACGGCGUCAUCCGGUCUAAGGGCUUUAAUGGGGCCUGCUGUGGCACCAACGUGUAUGACUCCAAGUGGAACAUAUGUUGUAACGGCGUCAUCCGGUCUAAGGGCUUUAAUGGGGCCUGCUGUGGUACCAACGUGUAUGACUCCAAGUGGAACAUAUGUUGUAACGGCGUCAUCCGGUCGAAAAGCCUAAACUGGACCUGUUGACAGUACCAAUCAUUGAUGCCUACUGCUGUUUGCUCAACAAUAUUAAAAUUAUUGAUACGUAUGCACAUUGAAGAAAAAUUCCUGUAAUACAUUGCUUGAAUUCUUGGGCUCUGUCCUAAAUAAACUUUGUUCUGGUUUGCA
This is a messenger RNA of Liolophura sinensis, 892 nucleotides long. RefSeq names its product galaxin-like. Bases 107 to 751 code for a protein of 214 amino acids. The transcript has 2 exons. The record is from RefSeq and is a predicted model, not a curated record. NCBI's taxonomy places the organism in Eukaryota, Metazoa, Mollusca, Polyplacophora, Chitonida, Chitonidae.